AUGACCCACGGUUGGACUCAGCAUAACGCGGAUUCUUGUUGUCUCGUUGAAGAAAUUACCAGCAUAGCUUAUGAUGCUGAUACUGGCCGAUAUACGUUCCGUGAUCGUUUAGGACACCUCCAUGAAAGUGCACCCCACGCAGAACACAGAGGGCUCGCCCCCGUAUCCUCCCGAAUUUUCCCGUAUCGCAGAGUAACGACAGAGCAGCGGAAUUCUAACCUGCAUGCGAAGUUUAAGUUUACGACUGGACAACCAGAGACGUUUAAUGAUAUACUACCCUCUGCUUUCGCCGCCUCGCCGCUCUAUGUCGAUAGAAGUCCGAAAGGCACAGGAUCCCACUUUUCUGCAAGUGCCAAGAACCCCACGAAAGGGCGGUUUACAGAUGCUUUAGCAAAAUCAACUGUCCCAGCUAUGCAGAAUGCUAUGGAAGGUGUAAUGAAGUGGCUUAAAAGCGUGGCUAAUAGACGCAGGAUCAUGACUGGAAGGGUGACGGAUGAAAAGUCCUUCCUGCUUUCUUUGGAUGAGAGCAUUCAUAAAUCUGAUGCUGAAAAACUUAUUGUUGACAUAGUGUUACGAUACGGUUCUCCGCCUCCUUGCGCCGGUGUCUUGCGUAGGUGA
Molecule: messenger RNA, 618 nt
Organism: Serpula lacrymans var. lacrymans S7.9
Lineage: Eukaryota; Fungi; Basidiomycota; Agaricomycetes; Boletales; Serpulaceae
Exons: 3
Coding region: 1-618 (205 amino acids)
Source: RefSeq, a predicted model, not a curated record